Salvelinus fontinalis (brook trout) is the source of this 914-nucleotide messenger RNA. Its product is annotated as transcription factor HES-2-like. The transcript is spliced from 3 exons. NCBI's taxonomy places the organism in Eukaryota, Metazoa, Chordata, Actinopteri, Salmoniformes, Salmonidae. The record is from RefSeq and is a predicted model, not a curated record. Gene Ontology annotation, biological process: regulation of neurogenesis; anterior/posterior pattern specification; regulation of transcription by RNA polymerase II. Gene Ontology annotation, cellular component: nucleus. Bases 30 to 626 code for a protein of 198 amino acids. Gene Ontology annotation, molecular function: DNA-binding transcription factor activity, RNA polymerase II-specific; protein dimerization activity; RNA polymerase II cis-regulatory region sequence-specific DNA binding.
UUGAAAAUAGUGCUCCUCCACAUACGAGAAUGAAAAUGAUUCCAAAUAUAACCUCCGAAUCUGUCCAAUCCUUUGCUCCAAGGCUAACUGUGGCCAGGAGAAAAGAGGCGCUUGAAUUGAGAAAGACAAUGAAACCUUUGUUGGAAAAGAGAAGGCGCGCUCGUAUCAAUGACAGCAUCAACCAUCUGAAGACUCUGAUCCUUCCACUCACAGGAAAAGAUAAUUCUCGGUACUCGAAGCUUGAGAAAGCUGACAUCCUUGAGAUGACCGUGAGAUUCCUCAGUGAUAUUCCUGCUUCUCAGAAAAAAAGUACAUCAGACAGCUUCAAAGAAGGGUACAAAGCCUGCCUGCAGCGCGUCACCGCUCUGAUCCCCAAAACAAACCUGGACAAAGACUCGUGUCAGCGGGUGAACGACUUCAUCCAGCAGUCCAUGUCAGCGUCCGUCGACCCAGCUUGUCCGAACUGUUGCGCCCAGAGCUCCAGGGCUUUCCCCCAGAUUCAGCAGAGACUCCUGAGCCUCAAAGUCAACGUUGGCUCCAGAAUCGAGAACCACUCGAACUCGCUUCCCAACCGGCCCCAGCCAGUGCCACAAGCUGUCAAUGUUAACAUGUGGAGACCCUGGUAGAUUCAAGAAGCCAUAACGCCAAUGUAAAUUAUAUGAUAUGUACAUGUCGGGGAAACGUCUCUUGUGCAUAUGUAUUUAUCAAUACUAGGCUAUAGAGAUGCAUGCAUUGUCAUAUUCUCUUGAUGAAAAGCUAUACUUCAUCGUUAAAUCAUGUUAGUUAAGUAUUAUAUACUGAAGUAAUUACACGUCUUCUGUCCUGUAAAUGGACAAGUUUGAAGAAAUUCUUCUUAUUUAUUAAGAUCUGCAUGGAUUUUAUUUUGCUAAAUUUAGUCCUCUUUGGGGGUUAAA